This is a messenger RNA of Uranotaenia lowii, 1588 nucleotides long. Its product is annotated as protein doublesex-like. The record is from RefSeq and is a predicted model, not a curated record. Lineage: Eukaryota; Metazoa; Arthropoda; Insecta; Diptera; Culicidae. The annotation marks the transcript as partial. The transcript has 2 exons.
ACCGAUGUGAUGUCCCUGGUUGGUGGCGUUGGUGGAAAGAAGGACGAUCUCGGUGAUGGAUCUCUAAUGCAAACGGAUCGCAACGGCAACUCCAAGAACCUGUCGCUUAGCCCCAAAACUCCUGGUGGAAGCCUAACAUCACCGCCACUUCGAUCUCUGCACAUCUCCCCGCAUCAUCAUCCACAUCACCAUCAUCCGCAUCACCAUCAGUCGUACCAGCUUCCCUCGUCUCUGACAUCUUCUUCGCAUCAUUCACAUCACUCGAGCUCGCUCAAUCUGGGCGGCAAGUAUGAUCUCUCGUCACUGAGUUCUGGGCUGGGCAAUGGCGGUUCCGGCAGCAUGGGAGGAUCGGUUUCCGGUUUGGGUGGAACAGGAGGAAACGGUUCCGGAAGUAUAUCGUCCUCACACCAACAGAUUGGGUCUCACAACUCAUCAUCGCAUAUCUACACAACGCCAACGUCGUCGAAUCCUUCCCAUCAUUCGGUAGCCGGAAAUAACUAUAUGCAGCAUACCGGAAGUGGGUUGGGAUCUUCACCUUUCGGUCAGAUCAAAACGGAAUCCAAUCCGCUGGCAGCCUCAACUCCUACCUCCGGAUCCGGGUCCAAUGGUUACGGCGAUUACAUGAACAACUGCCUGCAGAGUGGCUAUUUCGGAGGAACCUUCGGAUCGCUGCACUCCCACCACAGUCCACAUUCGGCAGCAGCAGCCGCAGCGGCAGUCGGAGGAUCCGUCAAUGGGGCACUUUCACAUGGCCACCAUCACCACCAUCAUCAUCAUCACAGCUCGGCGGCAGAUCUUGCCGGCUAUCAUCACCAGCACAAUGUCAUUCAAGCGGCCAAACUGAUGGCCUCGUCCUAAUAGCUGUGUACGAGAAACAAAUGUUAUACGAUUACAACAAUGCAUAAAGUGGUAAUUACCUAAAUAGUACUUAUUCAGUGUUAAGUUCCUCGCUUUUACAUAAGCUUGAUUUGAUUAGUUGACGAGACUUUGGAGCCAUAUUGUACAUAUUAUAUUCCAAAUAUCUCGGUAUAGGCAAAAGACUUACUAACUGCUGUUAGAAAAUUAAUCUGUAAACCAAUCGAAUCGAUGAAUGACAAAAAUGUAUAACGAUUUACUAAAUCAACACUUUUACAACGAAAAAAAUUGGUAAACUUUAAAUGUAGAUGGAGGUAAUUGUAAGUGAUUCCAACACUAUUAUCGUCAAUAAACCGCUUAUUGAAAUGGGCUUUCGCAAGUUUCAAUAUCGUACUAUUAGAAGAUUAAGGACCUAAGCAACAAAACCUCUAAACGGUUUUAUUUUUUUAUAUCCCUACGUAGGAUCACAGACCCAGACGACAGAUAUUAUAAAUCAAAUUGUAAAUAAAUUACCCAAAUAUUAAAAGGGCUGUACAAUUAAAAAAUGUUAAACGCGCAUUUCUAUAGAAAACAAUCAUCAAACGCAGCACAGCAGCUUCGCGCGUAGGCAUUGGAAUUUUAAGGUUAUGAAAUCCUAUUUAAUUUUAACUCAUCUUGAAGGCACAACUGUAAGAUAUAAGAUUUUUACUAGGCAAAUAGACCAUUUAAAAGCGAAAUCUGAAAUAAACAUUGA